Sphaerulina musiva SO2202 is the source of this 1824-nucleotide messenger RNA. RefSeq lists its product as uncharacterized. Gene Ontology annotation, biological process: regulation of DNA-templated transcription. The coding region runs from base 4 to 1743 and encodes 579 amino acids. Gene Ontology annotation, molecular function: zinc ion binding. Gene Ontology annotation, cellular component: nucleus. The transcript is spliced from 3 exons. The record is from RefSeq and is a predicted model, not a curated record. NCBI's taxonomy places the organism in Eukaryota, Fungi, Ascomycota, Dothideomycetes, Mycosphaerellales, Mycosphaerellaceae.
CAAAUGGCCAACAAGCUCGAGACGUGGGCGCUGCCGCGGCUACAGCAACUUCUGGAUCUGGACGAGGAGUCGCUGAAGCAAGUCAUCACAUACGCCGACUCGUUGUCCGGAGAGAGCGCGGCGGAGCAUCUCAAGAAUCUCCUUGGCGACGGUGCGAAGAGCUUGGACUUCAUCUCCGGCUUCAACCUCGUUCGGCGACAACAGCAGCAGCAGCAGCAGCAGCAACAGAUACCACCACCAUCAUCGGCGCCGGCGAGUGCGAGUACAAGUACCAGUGCAAAUUCAAAUAGACCUCACGCCAAAGGCAAGAAAAAGGCCAACAUCCAUGCCUUGCCACCGCGUCAGGUCGAAGGCCAUGGCAAUACCGCCGGUGCUUAUCAAAAACGCUCCGAAGAGGACGACUACCUCGCUCGACCUGCGCGGCAGCGACACAAGGACCAAGUCGCUGAUAAUCUCGCUCUGAGACAAUCGCGGCCAGACGCCACCCAGUUGCCAUUGAUUACAGACAGCGCGAAGCCCACCACCUUGCCCAUCACCGCGAAACCGCCACCGUCUGCUUCCGGUCCUCUCAUAUCGGACUCCCUUUCAUCGAGGAAGAAUGCGACGACGACGAAAGGAGCCAUGGCAUCCUCGCGCACCGCUUCCCCAGCUGCCAAGACCAAGAUCAACAUAUCUGGCGGGACGGCCAUGCAUGGUGCAUCGACGGCUUUGACAGACCUGGACUCUGCCAUUCGCAGUCUCGAAGUGCAGACCAAUCCAUCGCUGACCCCAAGCGCUGAGGACGACCUCCGACGAAAGUGCAACUGUAUGGCGACACGACACCCACUGCUGGACAUGGCACCCAACUGCUUGAAUUGUGGCAAGAUUAUCUGUGUCAAGGAGGGCUUGGCGCCUUGCACCUUCUGCAAAUCACCACUGCUGGACCAGGAAGAUGUAUUACGAGUGUUGCGCGUGUUGAAAGAUGAGCGUGGCGAAGAGCGUAUGAAGUCCAACAAUGCCGCGCACAAGAAAGCUGACGUGGCACACGGCAAGGCUCGUGCCUACACUGGUCGUGAUUUCCUGGCACAGGCAUCAUCAUCUGCGCGGUCAUCCCCCUUGUCCUCUACGCCAGCGACUCCAGCUGGGUCAGAUGAUGAAGCCACUGCAAAAGCAAAGGCACACCGAGACAAAUUGCUAGGAUUUCAGGCGAAUAAUGCUCGUCGAACCGUCGUCCACGACGAAGCUGCCGACUUUGACGUACCUUCAGCCGGCACGAACAUGUGGGCGAGUCCCCAAGAGCGAGCACAGCAGCUCAAGAAGCAGCAAAGACUGCUCCGUGAAAUGGAUUGGGAUGCCAAACCCGAGUAUGAAAAGAGACAAGUUGUGGCGAGCAUCGAUCUGAAGGCCGGAAAGGUGGUCAGACGCAUGGCUGAGAUUCCCCGACCGGAUUUUACAAAAUCUCACGAUGCAGAUGAUGAUGAUCAAGAAGAUUUCAUUCCCCCCGUCAAUUCUACUGGCAGUGGCGCUUUCAGCAACAACCCAUUAGCAGCAGGUUUAAUUCGCCCGACUGCAAGAAAAGAAGAAGAUAAUGACGGGAGAAGCAAAGAUCCCAACAACCAGAAGCAGCGCGUGACAUGGCGCCGAGUACAAAUGGAUCAAGACCAGGGCGAUAACGAACAAUGGAUUCUCGACGGAGGCGUCUAUGGCUCGCAACAACAACACCCGAAUGUUCCUCUCGGCGAGGAAGAACAUGCGUAUGGAUGAGACGUGCUUGUCUUUGAGACGAGAACCCUACCUCUCGAUAAGAGAGAUAUAGAGAGAGAUAUAUAUACAUGUCUAUACUAC